Messenger RNA from Microtus oregoni (creeping vole), 1799 nucleotides. It is a transcript of the gene Gemin6, whose product is annotated as gem nuclear organelle associated protein 6. The record is from RefSeq and is a predicted model, not a curated record. The transcript has 3 exons. Gene Ontology annotation, biological process: spliceosomal complex assembly; spliceosomal snRNP assembly. Gene Ontology annotation, cellular component: nucleus; SMN complex. Gene Ontology annotation, molecular function: RNA binding. Bases 157 to 660 code for a protein of 167 amino acids. Lineage: Eukaryota; Metazoa; Chordata; Mammalia; Rodentia; Cricetidae.
GGCGGGCCGACUCAAGGCGGGUCGGCGGCGUGCAAGCCUGGUGGGGUUGUAGCGAUGCGUGUCUGCGGCGUUUUCUCGGGUUGUCUGGAACCAGCAGCGUUGCUAGCCCCGCGGAAAUUCUGAUCUAGAGAGAGUAGAUCUAGCCAGCCGGUAACCAUGAGUGAAUGGAUGAAGAAAAGCCCCUUAGAAUGGCAAGACUACGUUUAUAAAGAAGUCAGAGUGGUAGCCAGUGAGAAGAAGGAGUAUAAGGGCUGGCUUGUGACUACAGACCCAGUCUCUGCCAAUAUUGUCCUCGUGACCUUCCUUGAAGAUGGCAGCUUGUCUGUGACUGGAGUUAUGGGGCAUUCUGUGCAGACUGUGGAAGUUGUGAGUGAAGGGGACCACAAAGUGAGGGAGAAGCUGAUGCGCUUGUUCACAUCCGUCGAUUGUGAAGGAUACAGCCCCGAGGAUCUGGAAAAGCGAAAGAACAGCCUGAAGAAAUGGCUGGAGAAGAACCACAUCCCUGUCACCGAGCAGGGAGAUGCACCGAGGACACUGUGUGUGGCUGGGGUUCUGACUGUCUACCCACCCUAUGCUCCAGAAAAUUGCAGCAGCUCCAACGAGAUCAUUCUGUCCCGCAUUCGGGACCUUAUUCAAGGACAUCUCUUGGCCUCCCAGUGAGAGGCCGAGCCUGUGGGCUGGCUUACUCCAGAGGACUCCACUGUUUGGUUUUGUGUUAAUUGUUUCUAUUGUAAGUUGAUGAUAUUAUAGGAGUUCAGAAGCACAGUGGGGUGUGUGUGUGUUAAGUUUUUGUGUAGGUCAGAUUGGAUGAGUAGACCUGAGUGCUGAUUUCCCUGGGAAGUAAAGGCCCAAAAAGAGCAUCCCGUGCACUGAAAUAGAAGCAGGGAAGUAGUACUUGUGAGGGGUUUUUCUGUGGCGCUGAUAAAUGCUCUUUUUGUAAAGCAGGAAUGCUUUUGAAUAGACAGAACAAUGUUAAAUAGCCAGGUGGUGGCACAUGCCUUUAAUCCCAGCACUCAGGAGGCAGAGGCAGGCGGAUCUUUGUUUGACACCAGCCUGGUCUAUAAGAGCUAGUUCCAGGACAGGCUCCAAAGCUACAGAGAAACCCUGUCUCAAAAAAAAAAAAAAAAUGUUAAGUGAAUUUAUAAAUUUAAAUUUCAGUAUAAGAUAUUAAGGUAAAAAUCACAGUCUCAGGUCCCUUUGACUAACCAGACCUCUGUGUUAUUAAAAUACUGGUCUUUGAGAUUGAAAACAACACAAUAUUUGAAUUAGAGUAAUUUGGUUUGGUUAUGGCUUGUGCCCCCUACAGCUCUUGUGAUAGGAAUUUCUAACUUUAAGAUGAGACAAGGGGCUACAGAUAGCUCAGCAGUUAGGUGCACUCGCCAUUCUUCCAGAGGACGUGGGUUCAGUUCCCAGCACCCACAUGGCUUCUCACAACUGUCAGUAACUCCAGUUCCGGGGACCUAACAUACAUGUAGGCAAACACUAAUGUAUGUAAAAGGAAAUAAACCAUUAAGAAAACAGAGGUGAGAUAUAACGGGAAAUCUUUAGGCAGGCGGAUCUCUGAGUUCAAGGCCAGCCUGGUCUACAAAGUGAGUUCCAAGACAGCCAGGGCUGUCACACAAAGAAAAGCUGUCUCAGAACAAAAGAAGAAAAAAGUUAACAUGCUCCAGCUCUGACUUAAUAGAGCCGAUGCCAGAUUACUGUCCUGUACCUCCAGCACUGAGCUGUUUCUCUUCAUAAAUAGCCCAUUGCAGGUAUUCGGUUGAUUUUAGUGACUCAAAGAUGACUGAUAUGGAGGA